ACAACAUCCGCUCCAUUCUUACUAGUUACCCGGUCACCUCCUCACAGCUAUUGAUAUAGACAUACCAUCUCAGAAUAUAUCUUCAGGGCGUAUAUACCCCGCCCCACAUCUCGCAAUCUGCGCAGCAAGCUUUAAAGAGAUUGGCUAAAUAAGACCUUGGAUCUAAAUAAGAAGCAAGAGAAGGAGAAUACCACAUUCGUUAAAUGAGAAGAAUAAGCGCCAUACUCCCUUCCAGCAUCUCCACACUAUCCAAAAGAACCAUGCAAACAACCGGACGCGGUCGUCCAAACCGCCAACCACAAGACGAAGGAAGCGACAGAGGCACCAGCAGAGGCACCGGACGAGGAAGAGGAAGAGGACGAGGCCGCGGCCAAACCCCCAACCCCAACUUCACCCACUCUCCCCGCCCCCAGCACAGACACCCCCGCUUAGAACACUCCUCCAUCCCCUCCUUCGCCGCCAUAAAACCCGGCACAGGCGUCUCCAUCGUGCUAAAGCAAGACCAGACCACAGGCCACCAGGUCCGCGGCCUAGUCGCCGACCUACUAACGCGCGGCGACCAUCCGCGUGGCGUCAAAGUGCGGCUGCGAGACGGGCGAGUGGGCCGCGUGCAGGGGAUUGUAAGUGAAGUUGAGGGGGAGAGGGGGGAGGCGCUGGUUGGCGGGUCCGAAGCGAAUCUUGGGAGGAAUGGGCCUGCCGCUGUUGGUGGAAGAGGAGGUGCUGGGGGGAGGGUUGGGGGCAGGAUGGAGAGGGAUAUAAGGGAAGACGAUGAGUAUUUGUAUGAGGCGAGGAAGCCGGCGGAUGUGGGGUUGUUUGCUGCGCUGGAAGAGGCGGAUCAGCGGCAUCAACAGAGGAGCAAGGGCAGAGGGACGGAGGAGCUGAAAAGUGGGAUUGCCAAGUGUCCGGUUUGUGGCGUGUUUGAGGGCGACGAAGCGGCUGUGGCACAUCAUGUUGAGGAGCAUUUUAAGGAUUAGAGAGGUGGAGAGUGGAGAGAUUGAAGUUCAUGUUUCCCAUCAUCCGACUAAUAACACUGAGCCUUGUGCCAUUGGCAAGGAUUCCAGCAUAUAUAUGGUCCACGGAGGACUCCUGAAACUACCUAGCCCAUGUGAAAACUCCCG
This is a messenger RNA of Cucurbitaria berberidis CBS 394.84, 1118 nucleotides long. RefSeq lists its product as uncharacterized. The record is from RefSeq and is a predicted model, not a curated record. Lineage: Eukaryota; Fungi; Ascomycota; Dothideomycetes; Pleosporales; Cucurbitariaceae. The transcript has a single exon. The coding region runs from base 261 to 974 and encodes 237 amino acids.